UUUCUUCAAAUAUUCUAUAUCCACUUAUCAAAAAUAAAAUCAAACAGUUGGUCUGUGUUGAUAAAUUACAUAAAUUUAUCGAAUACGCAAAAAUAUCCUACGAAAAUUCUCAUAUAAAUUUCAAAAUAUUGGAUAUUGAAAAUGCAAACGAAUGCUCUUUGUAUGCACACACCUUCGACAAAAUAUUUUCAUUUCUCUGUUUUCACUGGGUUUGGAAUAAAAUGAAUGCAUUAGUUAACAUGAAAUCAAUGUUGAGGAACAAUGGAGAAAUUUGUAUUCAUUAUUUGUUAAAUGUUCCAAACGUCGAAAUAUAUAAAAAACUGGACCCAGAAUGGCAAAUUUAUACAAAAAAAACUAUGCAAGCUAAUAUGCCGGUGUAUUCAUUGGAGGAAACAAAAACUAUUUUUGAAAAGGCUGGGUUUCGAGUUGUCAGUAUUGAAACGAAUAAAAAUAAAUUUACAUUUCAAAAUAUAGCAUCAAUAAUAAGUACAUUUAAGUGUGCUGAUGAAAUGUACCAAUAUAUUCCGCCAAAGGAUCAUGAAAGAUAUGCUUUACAAUUUGAAUAUUUUCUAUCGAAAUCGGAAAUGGUCGAAUUAUGUCCAACUACAGGAAAGGCCACUUUCACUUUUAAUCUUAUUACUGUACAUGCAGUUAAGGAAAACAUUUAAAUGUAUUCAAAAUGUAAUAAUUUGAAAUGUAGUAUUAUUCAAUGCUCUCUCUCAUUGAAAAAUUACAAUUAUGUAGAGUGUAAAAAAUUAAAAUAAUGUAACUGUCAUAUACUGACAGUUUCGCCAUGGAAUAA
Sipha flava (yellow sugarcane aphid) is the source of this 802-nucleotide messenger RNA. Its product is annotated as juvenile hormone acid O-methyltransferase-like. The record is from RefSeq and is a predicted model, not a curated record. Lineage: Eukaryota; Metazoa; Arthropoda; Insecta; Hemiptera; Aphididae.